Trichomonas vaginalis G3 is the source of this 201-nucleotide messenger RNA. RefSeq names its product Ankyrin repeat family. The transcript has a single exon. The record is from RefSeq and is a predicted model, not a curated record. Lineage: Eukaryota; Parabasalia; Trichomonadida; Trichomonadidae. Bases 1 to 201 code for a protein of 66 amino acids.
AUGGCAAAAUUAAUAAUAGAAAAAGGCGCAGAUAUCAAUAAGGAGCAAUAUCUUUAUAUUGUUUCAGAAGACAAUAAAUUAUCAAUGGCACAGCUUUUAAUUUCACAUGGUGCUGAACUCAAUGAGAAAAUGCUAGAACAGGUUACACUCCUCUUCAUAUUGCUUGUAGAUAUCAUUAUACAAAACUUGCAGAAACAUUGA